UUUGUGUUCAUAGUGCAUUUGGUGUUUGUAAUUGUUUAAACUUGUUGAUAGAAGAGAAGAGUAAAAUGGCUGGUAAGGUGAUCGUCUGUUCCAACAUUGACGAUUGGAACCAGUAUAAACCAAAAGAGAAGGUGUUGGCCUUCUUCACUGCCCCAUGGAGUGGGCAAGCCCACAAGAUUGCCCCAAUAGUUCGAGAUUUGGCUAGAGAAUAUCCACAUGUCAAUGUUGUCCAGUUGGACUUACGCCAAUUUGAGUUAACUGCCAAAGAGUACAAUGUGAAUUCGGCUCCAACACUCUUGUUCAUGAAAGGUGGUAAAACAGUUGAUAAGGUGGAGACUUCAAGGCCAUACCAGCUGUACGAUAAGAUGGAUAUACUCUUUGCACAGUAA
Messenger RNA from Telopea speciosissima, 389 nucleotides. Its product is annotated as thioredoxin H-type 1-like. Bases 66 to 389 code for a protein of 107 amino acids. The transcript is spliced from 3 exons. The record is from RefSeq and is a predicted model, not a curated record. Lineage: Eukaryota; Viridiplantae; Streptophyta; Magnoliopsida; Proteales; Proteaceae.